GCUUCUCUCUCUCAAGUCCGAACCUCGGCCGACCCUCGUCCAGGCCUGGCCUCGUCGCACCUUCGUCUUCGUGUUCGACAAGCACCUGGUUUUUCCUCCUUCCUGGACCUUGUAUCGUCCAUUUCCCUGGGCAUCGAGGAAGCGAUUGAAAAAGGAUAUCAAGUUGAGAAUGGCACCUGUUGCUUCUUCUGCCACUUCACUGAAAGAAUAUUUGAAAAGAUAUGAAGAUAAGCCUGAUGAGUCGAAUAAGAAGAAAAAGAAGAUAGAGAAAAAGAAGAAGAAAAAAGUUCAACAAGAAGCUAAUGGAGUGAUUGUCGUUGAUACAGACCCAGUUUGGCAAAAACAGGUAAAGCUUGAUGAAGAAAGUGAUGAAUCAGAAGUUGAAGAGAGGCCCCAAGUUAAUGAAGAUAUUGAAGUCAAGCGGAUGAAGAGACUAGAGCUGAUUCGAGAAAAACAUGCAAUUGGUGCUAUUUCUGAAGAUGGAAGUGGUUGGGUUUCAGUAUCUGAAACUGCUACCCAAUUAAGUUUAAAAGAAGAAAAUUCCGAUAUUUCUCCACCGCGUAAAAGAAGACCUCGGAAUGACACACCCUCACCAGAACAUGGUGAAAAGGAAGCUACUGAGUUCCCCCCUCUUCGGAAACGCCACUAUUCUCCAUCACCAGAACCUGAAGGCAAAAAGUUACGUUCUUUUCCCCCAGAUUCUGCACAUGCAGGUGUAGUCAGGCAGAGUUCUAACAUUGCCCGUGCUCGUGAGAGGUCUCGGCACGACUCUCCUUCACCAGAACCUAGUGGUGGUCCCGGGAGAGAUGUUGAUGACCUUUCGCCACCACGGAGGCAAAGGAAGCGCCAACAUUCUCCCGUUCAAGAGUCGGACCUAUCCCCUCCCCGUCGUACCCAUACUAAAACAUCAGCUCAGGAAAAGAAAAACACUAUGAUAUCUGAUUUAUCAGAUAUUUCCCCUCCUCGACGAGUUCGUCGCGGUUCUUCACCCAGCCCUGACUUUCGUACCUCUAUUGGGGAAGAUCUUUCCCCUCCGAGAAAAGGCAGGAAAGGAUAUUCCCCUUCAAGGAAGGAGCCAUCCUCACUUAAGCAACAACCAAGGACGGGGCUGAUUAGUGGUCAAGAUAUUAAAGAGGAAAAUGCAAGAACUAAGAAGGAUGAUUGGAAAAGGUACAAAGAUAUGAACUCAAUGGUAAGUGGUCGUGAUGGAGAACGUGUUUAUCGUGAUAAAAUGACAGGAAAGCGCAUAUCCAAGGAAGAAUUCGAGAAAAAGGAUAAAAAGGAAGAAAAGCCCAAGGAGGUGAAAUUGGAAUGGGGAAAGGGCCUGGCCCAAAAGCGGGAAGCUGAACAAAAAUUGUUGGAAAUAGAACAUGAAAAGGAUCAACCAUUUGCAAGAACAAGGGACGAUCCGGUACUUGAGAAGAUGAUGAAAGAGAGAGUUAGAUGGGGUGAUCCGAUGGCACACUUAGUGAAGAGGGAUCAGCCGAUAUUGACAGAUUUAGGAGCUGAUGAGAAGAUGAAAUCGUCAGGAUUUGUUAUUCCCCAAGAGAUUCCGAACCACAGUUGGAUUAAAAGAGGACUAGAUGCUGCACCAAAUAGAUACAGUAUCAGACCUGGAAGGCAUUGGGAUGGUGUUGACCGCAGUAAUGGGACCGAGAAGGAUUUAUUUAAGCGGAUGAAUGAUAGAAAAGCAACAGAACAAGAAGCAUAUGAAUGGUCCGUAGCUGACAUGUGAGGAAUUGCACGUUUAUGACGAAAAAAUGAAUUAAUUGUUUUGUGUUGUGGAUUGGCUGCUUGUUAUUUUAGACCGAAAUGAUUUGUUAAACAUGCACGAAGAAGAUGUAGACGUCGAUCUUUGUGUAAUUCUGUUAAAUAGAGAUGGCAUAAAAGAUUUUUAAGCUAAUACAACAACAGUAUUCCUAUUUGAACACAUUUUUUUUUGUCA
Impatiens glandulifera is the source of this 1945-nucleotide messenger RNA. RefSeq names its product BUD13 homolog. Gene Ontology annotation, molecular function: RNA binding. Bases 170 to 1735 code for a protein of 521 amino acids. The transcript has 10 exons. Lineage: Eukaryota; Viridiplantae; Streptophyta; Magnoliopsida; Ericales; Balsaminaceae. Gene Ontology annotation, biological process: mRNA splicing, via spliceosome. The record is from RefSeq and is a predicted model, not a curated record. Gene Ontology annotation, cellular component: RES complex; U2-type spliceosomal complex.